GUGUGAAUUUCUUUCAAGAUAUCACCACUUUCGCCACUGGGGUGCAGGGCUGAUCCAGCAGGAAUAACUUCUUUACACUUACAUUUUUUGUAGUGGAAGAAUUGUCUGUUGGUUUGUUGUGCACGAGUACUUGGUGCGUGUAGUUGGUGUUUCCAGUGCAGUGAAGUAUCUUCAUUAAAAAAAUUGUUUUCAACGAGAGUCUAGAGAGGAGCUCGUAAUUGAUUUCUUAGAAUAUCCUUUCUGAGCUGUCACGUCAGUGUCUUUCGACCACUGUGUGUUCCCGAGGUAAUCCAUGUUCUACUCUGCGGAAUACGUUCCUGGGAGCGGUCCACAUCCAAUCAACACCUCCUAUUGUGAAGUCUGCUGCGCAGAGGUUGGCGCUCAUGCAGAGUUCUGGCCAGCAUAGCGCAAAAUUCUGAACAAUUGUUCUCAGUUCAGUGCAUUCCCUGGCCUCAGUGUGGCACUGGCAGUGUGGGGCCUGGAGUUAUUGUUCUCAGUUCAGUGCAUUCCCUGGCUUCAGUGUGGCAUUGGCAGUGUGGGGCCUGGAGUUGUGGCUACACCGUUCCUGCUCUGUGUGCUAGCUAUUAGCAAACGCUAUUAGCAUGUGUAGUAGCAACACACAGGCAUAUGUGCUGGCGCUGCGUCCAUGGACCUACGCACAGUCGGUGUUCCCUGCCGCACUCGGUGCCAGCAUAGCGUACGCUGACAUGCACGAAGUGCAGCUGCUCGCUGUGGUGCUGUCACUGCUAAUUGUCCUCUCGGUACAUUCUGCUGGUAAUCUGGUGAAUACGUACGACGAUUACAUACGAGGUGUGGACGAUAGUGACUCGGCCGAUGACCGUACUCUGGUUGACUCGCGCUUGACGGCACUGACCGUGCAAUACAUGGGCACGGGAUUCUACAUAGUUGGCCUGCUACUGUUCGGAUGUCUGUGUCUCAUCUCCAGGACGUCACCAUUGUUGCUAUCCUUCAUGUUCUUCGGCGGCUUGUCCGGCUCCUUCCUCUACACACGUGAACCAGCCGUCUUGAAGCACAUCGGCUGGGGAGAUCUGGUGGUGGUGAUCACGUUUGGUCCACUGACAACGCUCUUCACCUAUCUUUCCACGGGCGGUGCUAUCUAUGCUGUACGAUGGCUUGAAGUAGUAGUACUGGCUUUGCCAAUGGCGUUCCUCACCGAGGCCGUCCUGCAUAGCAAGCACACAAGAGACGGCGAGCGCAAUCGCAAGCAGAAGCCAGCAACGCUCGCUUCGCUGUUGAACCGUGGCUGGUCGCAUAUCUGGUAUUGUUUGAUGAUCUUUGUUCCCUAUGGUUUCCUAACCGUGUUAUCAGUCUGGUAUUCCGUGCUGUUCUGCCUACCGUUUGUUACAUUGCCUCAUGCAUUCACGAUAGAAAAGGACUUCAGAUUUGGUCGCAUGCGAUCAGUUCCACAACAAACUGGAAAAUUAGGUGCCAUUUUUAGCCUGUUGUAUGUCCCAGUGUUUCUAUAUGUGUCCGUCUAGUUCAUGAAGUGUUAUGCUCAUUCAACCCCCUCAUCAUCUCCCUUCAGUCUUCAGAGGUACACUUGACAUACAAAAUUAUCACCACGAAAUGGAAGAUCAUAUUUAAAAAAAACUUUCUUUAUUAGUUUUAUAUUUGAACAGGUGGCGAGCUCGAGGUGACAACAAUUUUAAGAUGGCAAUAAACAGAA
Sycon ciliatum is the source of this 1687-nucleotide messenger RNA. RefSeq names its product ubiA prenyltransferase domain-containing protein 1-like. Gene Ontology annotation, cellular component: Golgi membrane; endoplasmic reticulum. NCBI's taxonomy places the organism in Eukaryota, Metazoa, Porifera, Calcarea, Leucosolenida, Sycettidae. The record is from RefSeq and is a predicted model, not a curated record. Gene Ontology annotation, biological process: menaquinone biosynthetic process; vitamin K biosynthetic process. Bases 603 to 1499 code for a protein of 298 amino acids. Gene Ontology annotation, molecular function: prenyltransferase activity. The transcript has a single exon.